Molecule: messenger RNA, 2452 nt
Organism: Lacerta agilis (Sand lizard)
Lineage: Eukaryota; Metazoa; Chordata; Lepidosauria; Squamata; Lacertidae
Gene: KLC1
Product: kinesin light chain 1
Exons: 14
Coding region: 151-1806 (551 amino acids)
Biological process (GO): axo-dendritic transport
Cellular component (GO): kinesin complex; membrane-bounded organelle; cytoplasm
Molecular function (GO): kinesin binding
Source: RefSeq, a predicted model, not a curated record
AGCCGGGAAGGACUUACCUCUCUGUCUCUCUUUCUGCGGCGGCUGUAACUGCAACAGCCGCGGUGGCGUCGGCGGCUGUGCGGAGUCCAGCCUCCUCCCCGGGACUGACAGCCGGCUACUCCGGCCUGGGCGGAGAGGUCAUAGCUGGGAAUGUAUGACAACAUGUCCACAAUGGUGUAUCUAAAGGAAGACAAGUUGGAGAAACUCACUCAAGAUGAAAUUAUUUCUAAGACUAAGCAAGUGAUUCAAGGACUAGAAGCUUUGAAGAAUGAGCACAAUUCCAUCUUACAGAGUUUACUGGAGACACUGAAGUGUUUGAAGAAAGAUGAUGAAACAAAUUUGGUGGAAGAAAAAUCAAACAUGAUUCGCAAGUCUUUGGAAAUGCUGGAACUUGGACUCAGUGAAGCACAGGUGAUGAUGGCCUUGUCAAAUCACUUAAAUGCAGUGGAAUCAGAGAAGCAGAAAUUACGAGCUCAGGUUCGCAGGCUAUGCCAGGAAAAUCAAUGGCUAAGAGAUGAGCUAGCCAAUACCCAGCAGAAAUUACAAAAGAGUGAACAGUCAGUGGCUCAGCUGGAAGAAGAAAAGAAGCACCUAGAAUUUAUGAAUCAGUUAAAAAAAUAUGAUGAUGAUAUAUCUCCUUCAGAGGAUAAGGACACAGAUUCUACCAAAGAGCCACUGGAUGAUUUAUUCCCCAAUGAUGAAGAUGACCAAGGACCAGGGAUUCAACAACCACAUAGCAGUGCAGCAGCAGCUGCCCAACAGGGUGGCUAUGAGAUCCCAGCAAGAUUGAGGACCCUUCAUAAUCUUGUCAUUCAGUAUGCUUCCCAAGGCAGAUAUGAAGUUGCUGUGCCCCUCUGUAAACAAGCACUUGAAGACCUGGAGAAGACAUCAGGUCAUGAUCAUCCUGAUGUUGCCACCAUGUUGAAUAUACUUGCAUUGGUAUACAGGGACCAGAAUAAAUACAAAGAUGCAGCAAACUUACUGAAUGAUGCUUUGGCUAUUCGUGAAAAGACCUUGGGCAAAGAUCAUCCAGCGGUUGCAGCAACUUUAAACAAUCUUGCAGUGCUUUAUGGAAAAAGAGGAAAAUACAAGGAAGCUGAACCAUUAUGCAAGAGAGCAUUGGAAAUCAGAGAGAAGGUACUGGGAAAAGACCAUCCAGAUGUUGCCAAACAGUUAAAUAAUCUGGCCUUACUAUGUCAGAACCAGGGUAAAUAUGAAGAAGUGGAAUACUACUAUCAACGGGCACUUGAGAUCUACCAAACAAAACUGGGGCCGGAUGAUCCAAACGUAGCAAAAACCAAGAAUAAUUUGGCAUCCUGCUACUUGAAACAAGGCAAAUUUAAGCAAGCAGAAACUCUGUACAAAGAGAUCCUCACUCGUGCCCACGAAAGGGAAUUUGGCUCUGUGGAUGAUGAAAAUAAACCAAUCUGGAUGCAUGCCGAAGAGAGAGAAGAAUGCAAAGGAAAGCAAAAAGAUGGCACUACUUUUGCUGAAUAUGGAGGAUGGUACAAAGCUUGCAAAGUUGAUAGUCCAACAGUUACAACUACAUUAAAGAAUCUUGGAGCACUUUACAGACGCCAGGGCAAGUUUGAAGCUGCUGAAACAUUAGAAGAGGCAGCAAUGAGGUCCCGUAAACAGGGUCUUGAUAAUGUUCACAAACAGAGAGUUGCUGAAGUGCUCAAUGACCCAGAAAGUAUAGAGAGAAGGCGAAGCCGCGAGAGCCUCAAUGUCGACGUGGUAAAGUAUGAGAGUGGCCCUGAUGGAGGAGAGGAAGUGAGUAUGAGCGUAGAAUGGAAUGGGGCCUAGAUGCCUUUUCUGAUUCUUACACUGUCUCCUGCAUGGCGGGCGUGCAGCAUCUUCAAGCUCUAACUUCUCUCCACUACUGACUGCUGUGUAUUUAGCAAUCCCUUAAGAUCCUUGUCAGAGCUGCACUUCUUGUAAAAAUGGCCACUUCUUCAGUGCUGGUGUCUCUCUCUCUUUGGGGCAAGGGUUCCUCUUUUUUCCUGUACAUGUGUAGCUUUGCCAGAUAUGUAUCUAGUCUUACAAAAUGUGGUGUUAAUAACCAUUUGCUGUGUAACAGAUGAGAAUUAACAAAACUAAGAAUGAGCUUGAUAAGUAGCUGUUUCACUAUGAUGAAAGGUAGUUUAAAUUAUCACACAAGGUGUUAUUAAAAUGGCAUGAUGGUGACCUUUACAGAAUAAACAGGUGGGUUUUUUUAAUUUAAAAAAGCAAGGCAUGUGCUCACAGUGCUUUAAAGUGUAUUUAGAGACCUAUAACAUGGGUUAACAUCAAUAUGGAACUCUGGAUGUCUUCACUUAUGCUUAUCCUAAAGUAGCAGUGCUGUUUAGUCCUCAUGUGAAAGUUGAGCAGUUAUGCUUUUCUCUACUAACCUUGGUGUUGGGUGACUCUGUGUAUUUGUCUUUCUAACUUCUAAUAAACUCACUCCAACUGA